Tribolium madens (black flour beetle) is the source of this 2309-nucleotide messenger RNA. RefSeq names its product chitooligosaccharidolytic beta-N-acetylglucosaminidase (gene Hexo1). The transcript is spliced from 6 exons. Gene Ontology annotation, biological process: ganglioside catabolic process; carbohydrate metabolic process; glycosaminoglycan metabolic process. The record is from RefSeq and is a predicted model, not a curated record. Gene Ontology annotation, cellular component: membrane. The coding region runs from base 342 to 2252 and encodes 636 amino acids. Gene Ontology annotation, molecular function: beta-N-acetylhexosaminidase activity. NCBI's taxonomy places the organism in Eukaryota, Metazoa, Arthropoda, Insecta, Coleoptera, Tenebrionidae.
CCAGUGUUUCAAUAGUUUUGGGUCAAUAACAACUUUAUACGUUAUGUUCUAUGUUCAAGAAUGCGUUCAUAAUUUUAGAUGAGUUGUAUAAAAUAUUUUUUUCCAACUGGAAUUGUUGACGUAUUGGUAUAAUUAUAUUCAUUAUUAUAGUAAUGUAGAAAUGCAUUCGUAGAGGUUUUAAAUAACUCUUCAAAACAUUACCUAUUGCACUUUGUCGGCUUGUUAUAAAUUAAUAAAAUAAAUUUUAGGUAAAUAAAUAAAUCAUCCUAGCGAUAUAAAAGUACUUAUUUUUAUUGUUUUCAUUGAUGGUAUCUGGUAUCGAUUGAUUGAUAAUAUUGGAAAUGUUUUUAAGCAAACAAGAUAAUGGAAGUAUGAAGCACCCAUUAGCCACAUAUUUACUUUUCCUCGCGCUAUUCAAAAAUAUCAGUGCUGUAAAUGGAGUAUGGCGCUGGGAAUGCAAAAACAACUACUGCCAGAAGGCCCCCAUCACUCCCGAUACAGAAGCUACAGGCCUAAGUCUCCCGGCAUGUCGUCUGUUUUGCUCCGAAGCGGCAGCCCUUUGGCCCAAACCGACCGGUGAAGUCCACGUAGGGACCACUCUUGUCAAAGUCAAUAUCAACAGUAUAAGCUCUGAGGGGCUAAAUUUUGAAGCACCAGCGCAUAAAAUCGCCUCGGGAGCGUUGGACCGGUUCAGAAACCAAAUCGAUGCGUUGUUGCCUCAAAAACUGAGACUCGCAUAUGGGGGGAAAACCCUAGAAAUUAAUUACAAGUUAACCAAUCCUGAUGUUAAAGAACUCAAACUGGAUACGAAAGAAGGCUACGCUUUAACGGUUACUGAGACGGCCGAUGGGCGCCUAAAUGCAACGAUUAUCGCUGAUAAUGUCUUCGGAGGCCGAAACGGGUUGGAAACCCUAAAUCAACUAAUCAUUUACGAUGAUCUCAGAGAGCAAGUUUUGAUGCCCAACGAGGUGAGUAUUACUGACGAGCCAGCAUAUCCGUACAGAGGGAUAGCCUUGGAUACCUCCCGGAAUUUCGUCACUGUCGAUGUUAUAAAGAGAACGCUAGAUGGAAUGGCCGCUUCAAAAUUGAACAGUUUCCACUGGCAUAUCACAGAUAGUCAUAGUUUUCCCUUUGUGUCAGAGAGUUUGCCAGAUUUGGCCAAAUACGGAGCAUAUUCGCCCAAAAAGGUUUACUCUCCGGAAGAAGUGGCUGAAAUUGUGGAAUAUGGUCUAGAGAGAGGUGUCAGGGUUAUUCCGGAAUUUGACGCCCCAGCUCAUGUCGGUGAAGGGUGGCAGAACACGGAUUUCGUGGUAUGUUUUAAUGCCAAGCCGUGGAAGGACUUCUGCGUGGAGCCACCCUGUGGCCAGUUUGACCCCACGAAAGAAAAGCUGUACGAUGCUGUUGAAGGCAUUUAUGGAGACAUGUUAAAGCAAUUCCAACCCCCUGUGUUCCAUAUGGGUGGCGACGAAGUCCAUUUCGGUUGUUGGAACUCCACUCCCCACAUCGUCAAAUGGAUGCAAGAACAAAAGGGUUGGGGCCGGUCCGAGGAAGAUUUCGUCAAGCUUUGGGACAUGUACCAAAACGAAAGCUUGACUCGUUUAUACAAAAAAGCGGGGAAAGAAAUUCCUGUUAUUUUAUGGACUAGUACUCUCACUCAAAAACAGUAUCUUGACCGUUUACCCAAGGAUAAAUAUAUUAUUCAAAUAUGGACGACCGGAGGAGACCCACAAGUCAAAAAUUUGCUCGAUAAUGACUACAGAGUAAUUCUGAGUAAUUAUGACGCUCUCUAUUUCGAUUGCGGCUUCGCCGGCUGGGUCACCGAUGGGAACAACUGGUGCUCGCCAUAUAUCGGAUGGCAGAAAGUUUACGAGAAUAAACCAGCCAAAAUUGCCGGUGAUAAAAAGAGCCAAGUUUUGGGGGCCGAAGCUGCUCUUUGGACCGAACAGGCUGACAGUGCGAGUGUCGAUACUCGAAUUUGGCCCCGAGCGGCAGCUUUAGGGGAAGUACUAUGGAGUGAGCCUACGAGUUCUUGGAGAGAAGCCGAGCAAAGAAUUUUGGUACAGAGGGAGAGACUGAUUAAUUUAGGGAUAAAUUCAGAUGCUCUUGAACCUGAAUGGUGUUUUCAAAAUGAAGAUAAUUGUCCGACUGCCGACGACCAUAAUGAAGAUGACAAUUCAGGGAAUGCAUCAGUAAACUUAAUACCCAUAUUGCUCCUAAUAAUGAAUGUUGUUAUACCUUUGUUUCAGCACUAAUUAUUUACUUUGAAAAUUUGUAAAUUACUAAGUGAAAAUAAAUACAUAAUACUACCA